AUGGUACACCUUGACCACGCUCUUUGCAUCGCUCUCAAGCCACGCAGCGGGCAUCCUUGGCUUCGUGGGCUUCCAGAAGAUCGUGGUUGCCAGGAUCGUCUCCACCAGCCAGCCGAGGGCCAACUGGUCGGCGCCCAACUUCCUCCUGCUCACCAGCAUCGCCAUUUCCAUCACGGCCAUUUUUGCAAGCCUCGUGUUCAUGGGCGUGGACUACCUGCGCCGCCUGGCAAUCGACGGCGCACGUAG
This is a messenger RNA of Symbiodinium sp. CCMP2456, 246 nucleotides long. The record is from the annotation of a GenBank genome assembly. NCBI's taxonomy places the organism in Eukaryota, Dinophyceae, Suessiales, Symbiodiniaceae.